CUUGUCUUAACUAGUUUUCUCUCACCGAAUCCUAUCGUACGACUCGAUCGCCCAUUCGCUCCGACUCGACAGUUUUCUUAUUACCGCUGUGCGGAAAGUGCCCAUGCAUGCCCUAGUAAACGGGCGCUAAAUGCUCUCCUAAGUAGACGUGAAAUGACGGUAACGGGCGCCGCGAUGAUGCAAACAAUGCAGCCGUGUUUUGUGGGUUAUCCAUUUCAGGGGCAAGGGCGGGUCAACCAGCUCGGGGGUGUGUACAUCAACGGACGUCCUCUGCCUAACCACAUAAGACUCAAGAUCGUGGAAAUGGCCGCCGCCGGGAUACGCCCCUGCGUCAUCUCCCGCCAACUGAGGGUCUCCCACGGCUGUGUGUCUAAGAUCCUAAACAGAUACCAGGAGACUGGCUCGAUCCGCCCGGGGGUCAUCGGCGGAUCCAAGCCCCGCGUGGCCACCCCGGAGAUCGAGAGGAAGAUCGCCGACUACAAGAAGGAGAAUCCGGGAGUCUUUUCUUGGGAGAUUCGUGAUAGACUCAUCAAAGACGGCUUGUGCGACCGAAACACGGCGCCGUCCGUCUCCGCAAUCUCCCGGCUUCUUCGAGGGAAGGACGACGACGAGGAUCCAAAGAAAAGCAAAGAUGGUAUCGUAGGGGAAGUCACCGCCGAUGGCUCCGAGGAUGAGGAUGACCCUCAGAUGAUGCUAAAACGAAAGCAAAGGCGCUCAAGGACGACCUUCACCGCCCAUCAGUUGGAUGAACUCGAGAAGGCUUUUGAGAGGACACAGUAUCCUGACAUAUACACGCGUGAAGAAUUGGCGCAAAGAACUAAACUCACUGAGGCUCGGAUCCAGGUGUGGUUCAGCAACCGGCGAGCGAGGCUCAGGAAACAGAUGGCGUCCGGAAGUAUUACGAAUUUCAACGCGAUGGGCCUCCCGAUGUCUUACCCGUCGGCGCCGUCUUCGUACAUGUUCCAGGGCUUCUCCGACCACGGUUCCAGCUUCUCGUCGCAGUCACAAGACGCCAGCGGGCUGUACCAGGGAGGCUCCGGAGGCCUACACCAGGGUGCCUUGGCGACGGAGGCGCGGGCGGCCAACAUGAGCGCCGCCGCCGCAGCCGCCGCUGCAUCUUCGUACCCAUCCAUGAGUGCCGCGCUUUCCUCGUGCACCAACUCUGCAUUUAUAUCUUCUCAAACGUCCGGCGGCAUGUGCGGCGCCCAGGGCACAGGCGGGGCAUCUUCAGGGGUUAGUUCAACCCUCACUUCCGGCAAUCCCGCAUCCUGGGCAUCCAAUCAGCUGCGUGGGGCAAUGGGCGGGCACGGAGGCUCCCCACCCACGGCCGCGGCCACUCUCACGCCCUCGUCCUUUACCCAUGGACUGGCCCAUCACGCCCGAACUCCCGCACAGCACUUUCCCACGCCAGUCUAUUCUUGGUACUGA
Messenger RNA from Penaeus chinensis, 1428 nucleotides. RefSeq names its product protein gooseberry-like. The coding region runs from base 154 to 1428 and encodes 424 amino acids. The record is from RefSeq and is a predicted model, not a curated record. Gene Ontology annotation, biological process: regulation of transcription by RNA polymerase II; anatomical structure development. NCBI's taxonomy places the organism in Eukaryota, Metazoa, Arthropoda, Malacostraca, Decapoda, Penaeidae. The transcript has 9 exons. Gene Ontology annotation, molecular function: DNA-binding transcription factor activity, RNA polymerase II-specific; RNA polymerase II cis-regulatory region sequence-specific DNA binding.